Molecule: messenger RNA, 663 nt
Organism: Alternaria conjuncta
Lineage: Eukaryota; Fungi; Ascomycota; Dothideomycetes; Pleosporales; Pleosporaceae
Exons: 2
Coding region: 1-663 (220 amino acids)
Source: RefSeq, a predicted model, not a curated record
AUGCAAGCUCUUGCGAAGCUUAACCCAGUUUAUAUCGACAAAAUCACACCUGAGCCAGCACAUUACGGAGAGAAGGUUCUUAUGGCCCCUCAAUUUGUGGUUAAAGCAAUCUCAGAUCCAAGGCAAGACUCAGGGCGCGGCUCGGAGGUAUGGUCAUUGAGCGGUGGGAUAGUACAAACCCAUGCCGAUGAUCCAAGUAACUGGACGUCUAGAUUCCUCCUUGAAGCGAUUCCCGAGUUUGCCAAAGACAUACCGAUCGAUGACCCUCAACAGCCUGCGUGUUUUGCUAUCAAGCAAUGCAUGCAGGGGAAGCCUGGGUUUGCUGGCUCUGCCUAUCACAGUGCGGCCUUGGAAGAGACAAUCCGGUGUGGAUGCCGCUACUGCGGUGCUGUGUGUGAGAUCACAACGGAGUCUAUUGGGCGUGAUAUCAGAAUCGGUUACUGGAAGGAUACCUUGAGUGUUACAUUCGAUGCAUUUAGGAGAGAUGGAAAAUCCCAAGACACAGUGAGGACGAAGCUGUUCGUCCUGGACGAUUGUGCUCACUGUCACACGAAACUCACGACCGCAUCAAAGUACCUGACCACAUCAAAGUACCUGACCACAUCAAACUACCUGGCCACAUCAAACUACCUGACCGCAUCAAACUACCUGACCGAGUGGUAG